Protopolystoma xenopodis is the source of this 378-nucleotide messenger RNA. Lineage: Eukaryota; Metazoa; Platyhelminthes; Monogenea; Polystomatidea; Polystomatidae. The record is from the annotation of a GenBank genome assembly.
AUGGGGCUUUGUGGAUACGUCGAUGAAUCACUAAUGAACGAUGACCUGCAACAGAUAGAUAUCGGCACACAAGUUUUUGCAGGCGUAGGUUGCAAAAGACUCGGUUCGGUCAGUUUUAUCGGACCCACACAAUUUGCCGAGGGGGAAUGGAUAGGCGUUACUUUAGAUGUCCCUAGUGGCAAAAAUGACGGUUCAGUCAAUGGCGUACGUUAUUUUCAAUGCGAGCCCUUUUAUGGACUAUUUUCCCGCCGAAAUAACUUGAGGAUUCCCACUCCAGAUGAGCUUGCUCAGUUCCAUGCUGUCAAACAGACUAACACAUCUGGCCUAGACAUGGAUUCUUGUGCUAUGUUUAACUCAGUGGCUUCUACCGCCUCAACU